This is a messenger RNA of Carassius auratus (goldfish), 1102 nucleotides long. RefSeq lists its product as uncharacterized. Bases 16 to 870 code for a protein of 284 amino acids. Lineage: Eukaryota; Metazoa; Chordata; Actinopteri; Cypriniformes; Cyprinidae. The transcript has 8 exons. The record is from RefSeq and is a predicted model, not a curated record.
CCUUAUUUUGAAAAGAUGGCAGAGAAGUUGCCUGAACUCCAACCACUUACCAUGAUGAAGCCUUUUCUGUCUGUAAUGCAUGCCAAGGCUCACACUGGCAAAUGUGAGGUUAGGUGGGGCGGUAGAAGCCAGGAUGGUGCAGGAAAUACUGUUGGUGAAGAGGUGGAACAGGUCAAUAGCUUUCUUUCAAGGGCUGCUCUUACUACAAAGUACAUGACCAAGUCAGGCAGAGCAGAUAUGAUAACUGUGCUUGCCAUGGCAUGGAAUCGUAGGAAGGAAGAAAGUCUCCACAAGACACUGGUGAAAAGAUUUAUCAAAAGUACACAGAGAGCAGAAAUGGAAGCAGCCAAUCUUGAGAGUCUCAAGCAGGAAUUAAACAUCUCUAUGGAUGAUGCAGAUCAAUGGGUGUUUGAUGUCAAGCAAUGGGCAGCCAGUGAGAGACAAAGUACUCACAGUAGUCAGGAAGAGCUCCAGAGAGAAAUCGAUGAAAUGAUUUAUUCCAUCCGAAGAAAAAAGCAUGAUCUAUAUCGACAAAAUGACAGCAACCAAACAAGGCAACGCAAACGGAGGAGACUAAGUGAGCUCAAAAAGACACUCCAAGAGAAGAUACUGCAGUACAACACCCUUCCUGGCUGUGAAGAGAAAAUUGACACAAAAGCAGCAUGCUGUCUCUCAGAUGAUUUUAUUCUACCUUGGGAAGCACAAGGAGAUGUGGUGAGUCUCCGCUUAAAGAGGCAACUGUUUGACCAAGUCAUGCUGGUACGGCGCAUGGAGGAGGAGAAGAUAAUAAUUGUAAAGGAGAUGACUCAGCAUUAUCAACAUCUAAAAAAAAACAUUGGACAAACUGGACAUCCUCCUUCGGGAAACUAAAGAGGACAUCAAGAUCCACAAUCCACAUCGAGAGCUGACCGAAGAGGGGCAAAGGGGGCUACAUUGCUGUAUCUUACACAAGCAGCACAUUCUGCAGCAAAAACUAGCAGCAGUCACCAGCACCUAUGGUAGUGUCAACACAGACCAUUCCUUCAUGCUAGAAGAAGAUGAUGAAGAGGAGAGUGAGGACAACAGCAGCCCACAGCUUUCUGAAGAAGAGUUUUAAAGUUUU